UCUCUCUUUCUCUCUCUCCGCUUUUUUUAUUUUUUUGUAUUUAUUUUAAGAGCACCCUUUUCCAUUUCUGUUCUCACACUUCAUUUCAUUCUCUUACACGCACUCACACACAGAGAGAGAGGAAUUUCAGUUUCUUCGCCAAUCAGAGAGCAAAGAUGUCGCCAACUGACUCUUCACGGGAGGAGAAUGUCUAUAUGGCCAAGUUAGCCGAGCAGGCCGAGCGCUAUGAGGAAAUGGUUGAGUUCAUGGAGAAAGUUGCAAAGACCGUGGAUGUUGAGGAGCUGACUGUGGAGGAAAGGAACCUCCUCUCUGUGGCUUACAAGAAUGUGAUUGGGGCUAGGAGGGCUUCAUGGAGGAUCAUCUCUUCCAUUGAGCAGAAGGAGGAGAGUAGGGGAAAUGAGGAUCAUGUUGUGAUCAUCAAGGAGUACAGGGGCAAGAUUGAGAAUGAGCUGAGCAAGAUCUGUGACGGCAUUUUAGGCCUUCUUGAGACACAUCUCAUUCCAUCAGCCUCAGCUGCUGAGUCGAAGGUGUUUUAUCUCAAGAUGAAGGGUGAUUACCACAGGUACUUGGCUGAGUUUAAGACUGGUGCUGAGAGGAAGGAAGCUGCUGAGAGCACCUUGUUGGCUUACAAGUCUGCACAGCAGGAUAUUGCUUUGGCUGAACUUCCUCCUACUCACCCAAUAAGGCUGGGUCUUGCUCUUAACUUCUCUGUGUUCUACUAUGAAAUCCUUAACUCACCUGAUCGUGCUUGCAAUCUUGCAAAGCAGGCUUUUGAUGAGGCUAUAUCUGAGUUGGAUACAUUGGGUGAGGAGUCCUACAAGGACAGUACCUUGAUCAUGCAACUUCUCCGAGACAAUUUGACUUUGUGGACUUCUGACAUCACGGAUGAUGCUGGGGAUGAGAUCAAAGAAGCAUCUAAGCGUGAGUCAGGCGAGGGUCAGCCACCUCAGCAGCAGUGAUAAGUUCGUAGGAUGUACUCUGUACUUUUAAAUCUCGAGACCUCUUACAUAGAUGGUAUGUGGAUUGUUGUAGCAGAAUUUCUCAAUGAACUGAGGAUCCUUGGGUGUUUAUAGAAGCACCUGGAUUGAAUUGUUCUGAAAGAUAUGAAUGUGCUUUUUAUUAUUGAUGAGAAGAAUAUGGUUUGGUGUU
This is a messenger RNA of Quercus robur (English oak), 1149 nucleotides long. RefSeq names its product 14-3-3-like protein A. Bases 156 to 959 code for a protein of 267 amino acids. The transcript has 5 exons. Gene Ontology annotation, cellular component: cytoplasm. The record is from RefSeq and is a predicted model, not a curated record. Gene Ontology annotation, biological process: signal transduction. NCBI's taxonomy places the organism in Eukaryota, Viridiplantae, Streptophyta, Magnoliopsida, Fagales, Fagaceae.